Molecule: messenger RNA, 2009 nt
Organism: Spinacia oleracea (spinach)
Lineage: Eukaryota; Viridiplantae; Streptophyta; Magnoliopsida; Caryophyllales; Amaranthaceae
Exons: 4
Coding region: 247-1647 (466 amino acids)
Source: RefSeq, a predicted model, not a curated record
UUGGGGUGGUUGCAUAAUAAAAGCAAAACAUUAAGUGUCGAUCCUCAUAAUAACUUUCUCUGUCCUCAAACUCCAAACCUAUACUCCUCCCUUGGUCGGUUGGUCCUCCUCCUCACUCCUCAGUCCUCCCUCAUUCUCUUUCUCUUUAAAGCCUAUCAACAAAAGCAGCGUUUUGUAGUUGUAUCGGCGCCACCUCUGCCGACCACCUCCUCUCGGCUGCUGCUAUUUUCAGGGAUCAAAACCACAAUGCAAAAUUCAAUCGUAUGUCCACCUGAAGUUACAAUUAAACCACCGCCAUGGGAUACUUGGUGUGCUGAUCCUCGUGUGUCGGGGACACCUUUGUUCGAGUUGGUCUCACUCAGAGUGAGCAAACACACGUUUGAAGACCCGCAUCUAGAAAUAUUUGGGAGUAUCAUACUCAUUGACGAGCAUGGAAAUGAGUUCUUGCUCUUUCGUCGAAUGCGAAACGAAGCAAAAACAGUUUUUAUUCACAACUCAACUGAUGAUGAUGAUGAUACAACCUCUGUCCUCCUCCACAACUUUGAUAUUAAAGGUCCACGUUGUUUGCCGAGCAAAUUUUGUUUAAAAUUUAAUAUCAAAGAUAAGCUUCGUGAUAUUGCAAUAAUUCAAGAUUCCAUGUUUAUAGAUUGCACUCGAAGAAUUAUGUAUGACAAAUUGCAAUCAUGUUGCUUGGACACUCCUUUUCUCUCUGUUUUGGUAGACUAUGCAGUAUAUGGGUGUGCACUAAUUGCUAGUGUUGCAAUUGUGGUUGAUAGGAAGAGGGAUGAGAUUGAUAACACUGUUUUAUCUGCUGGUGUUUCUGUUUCCGUUUCUGGUAUCUUAAGUGCUACUGCUUUGACGAGUGAUAUGGCAAUGAUCAAGCAUGUGUUAUUUGACGGGUCACAAAAACUUGUUUUGGGAGCUUUGAAUACGUUGUCCACGUUUUCUGUUCCAAGUUAUUCAUUGCUAGAAUGUCAAGUAAAUCUCGAUGUUGAAGGUGAAAAAUUUAUUGCUACUUUGAAGUUUUUACCCGAUGCCUGGUUUAACAUACCUUUCGAGCAAGAGAUUUGCGGAGAAACAUCUCGCAUUCGAGUUAUUGUGUACUGGACACGUGCUCAAAGAGUCCUUCCUGACUAUCCUGUAUCUGAAUACCUUGAUGACUCUAUAGGAAUGUCCGAGAACACACCAAGAAGGAGACACCUUAACAAAGGCGAGGACAUUUACAUUCAACCAUACCUUAGAGACUUGGGCAAUCAGGAAUGGUUUGUAUCUGAUUAUCCCAUUGCAUGUAUGGAGAUUUUCUCGAUCGUUAUUUGUCCUUUUGGUAAUGAUGGUGGUCUGUCGAGACUUAGAGGAGAAAUCAAGGCUUCAGAUAAUAUGGAUGCUUCAGAUAACAUGAAGACAAAUAUUGUUAUUUUCGAUUCUUCCUGGGGAUUUGACACUUUUGAUAGACAUGAAACUUUGAAGCUCAGAGGUCCUACUCGUUGUUAUAGCGGCGAUUGUUUCUGGAUAUACCUUGACCUCAAGGACGAAGAGGGACGUGAAAUCAAAGGUGGGGUGUCUUAUGAUUUCCACAGUGUUGAUAUGUUUUACAAUAGUUCACGGAUGCUAUUCCUCAUUUUCAUGCAAGAUUCUACCUACAUCUAGUUUAAGAUUUCCCAUAACACAACGUUACAACGUGAAAUUGACAGUAAUAUGUCAAUUUACGUUGGCUCGGUAGGGAAAGACGUCAUACUCAGUGUUUUAUAUACCCUUUAGUUGGCUGAACUUUAGAACAAGAAUCUGCAUUUCUGGUAUGAGUCAACAAUUAGCUGAGGCUGCUCGAUUCACUUACCUCGCUCACAAAUUAUGUUUCUUAAAUAUAAUUUUUCUUUAAAUUUUCCCCGGAAAAAUGAAAAUAACAAGUUUUAUAUGUGUACGUUAGUUUUAAGUUGUAUCUCAUGUUUUGUCAACCACACAUAAUAAAUACAAAUAUAUUUUAUUCAAUAAAAAUAUUUUUCAAUUAUUAA